Uranotaenia lowii is the source of this 1311-nucleotide messenger RNA. Its product is annotated as zinc carboxypeptidase-like. Bases 27 to 1292 code for a protein of 421 amino acids. The record is from RefSeq and is a predicted model, not a curated record. Gene Ontology annotation, biological process: proteolysis. The transcript has 5 exons. Gene Ontology annotation, molecular function: metallocarboxypeptidase activity; zinc ion binding. NCBI's taxonomy places the organism in Eukaryota, Metazoa, Arthropoda, Insecta, Diptera, Culicidae.
UGCACUUGAUACAAUAAGAAGCAAUCAUGGUGCUCUUAAAGGUGGUCGCAUUUUUGUCGAUAGUCUUACGGUUUUCGAUAGUCGCAGCAGAACCGCUGCGUUUCGAUAACCAUCGCGUGUACACUGUAAAUAUCGAUAAUGAAAAUCAACUACAAGCUUUGCAACUUCUGGAACAGUUUCCCCAAGAGUACAAUUUUUGGGAACCUCCAGUUCAAACAGGAAUGAAAGUUGAUAUUAUGAUCUCACCGAAGAAAGUACGUGGUUUUGAGGAGCUGGCAAGUCGUUUGGAUAUGGCGAUUGCCUUGAAGAUUGAAAAUGUGCAAAACUUAAUAGAUAAUGAAAGGCCACGAAAAGCGUUCAGAGCUGCCACAUUGGAUUGGACGGAUUACUACACUUUGGAUGAAAUGUACGGUUGGAUUGAUACGAUGGUUCAGCAAUAUUCGCAAAUCCUUUCGGUGGAAACCGUUGGAAAGUCUUACGAAGGGCGCGACAUUCGUGCUGUUAAGCUAUCUCAUAAGGCAGGAAAUCCGGGAAUUUUCCUGGAAUCGAACAUUCACGCUCGCGAGUGGAUCACCUCGGCCACAACAACCUGGUUGUUGAAUGAGCUGCUAACCUCUUCGGAUCCAGAGAUUGUGAACAUCGCUCAGAACUACGACUGGUAUAUUCUUCCGGUCGUUAAUCCUGAUGGCCUUAAUUAUACCAAAGAAGAAAACCGAAUGUGGAGGAAAACUCGCUACCCUCAUAGUCUAUUGUGCUAUGGUGCGGAUAUGAACCGGAAUUUCCCUCAUCACUGGAUGGAUGGUGGUUCUUCAUCGAAUCCUUGCACCGAUACGUACGCGGGACCUGAACCGGCCUCGGAAAUUGAAACCAAAGUGUUGAUGGACUACUUCGAGCUUCAUAAGGAGAAGAUUCACUUUUAUCUGUCGUUCCACUCGUACAGUCAAUUGAUACUUCUACCGUUCGGUUAUCAAAACGCCGAUAAGGUAGAUAGGUUUUACGAUUGGAUGGAAAUGGCAGAAGCUGCAGCCAUAGCUCUAUAUAAAAGAUUCGGAACACAAUAUACGGUGGGAAAUACGGCAGAUGUAUUGUAUAUCGCAUCCGGAUCAACCAGAGACUGGGCGCUGGGUGAACACAAUGUCCCCAUAGCGGCUUCCUAUGAGUUCCGUGAUACUGGCAAUUACGGUUUUCUGCUUCCGGCCGAACAGAUCAUUCCAAACUCGAUCGAGGUUCUCGAUUCUUUGGUAGCGUUUUUGAAGAAAGCACGUGAAUUGGGUUAUUUCACAGUUCAAUAAACGAAUAACAAGAUAACAA